Molecule: messenger RNA, 942 nt
Organism: Balearica regulorum gibbericeps (East African grey crowned-crane)
Lineage: Eukaryota; Metazoa; Chordata; Aves; Gruiformes; Gruidae
Source: RefSeq, a predicted model, not a curated record
AUGAGUUUUGCCCCUCCUCCUGAGGUGACUAACAAAGGAAAAACCUUUGCCUUUGUCAUCAUCCCACUGUUUCUGCAGCAAGCGUAUUCAACUAAGCCUAACAAGAUUCCCAGCUUUAAUUUUGAUGACGACCUCAAGUACCUGUGUAUCAGUGCUGCGAGCCCCAACACUGCCACGGCCACCCUCUAUGCUUUCAACGUGUGAAGAUACUGGUUGAUGACCAAAAGACUCAGAGAUUACAUGGACAUCACUGAGAUCCCAGCAAUGAAGCUCGAUAAACUCCUGGAGGACUUUUAUAUCACCAUGAAGAAAACAGAUGUGUCUGACUUUCUAGCCACAUCCCUCCAUGCUAUCCAGUGAGGCCUGGACGGGAUCCGUGGUUUCUCCAUCACCAGCAGCACGUUCAGCUCUUCCACCAGAAAGCUCAAGGAGAAGCUUAAGGUCCUGAGCAAGGCUGGGAUGUCUGGUGCUUGCUCUUGCACCAUCGUCUGCUCCUCCCUUUCUGACAAGGAAGAGAUGCGGAGGACGGGGUGCCUGGGAGAUGACAGGCCUGUAACCCUCCUGUCCAUGGUGGUGAAAUAUAGCACCUUACAGUAGCAUACAGACUUAAUGUUUGGCGACACUGAAUUGCUCAAAGACUAGAGCAGGCCAAUUUUUGCCAGAACAGAUAACGAAAAGCAAAAAAACAAGGCGAAUGCGAAGAGAGCGUGCUACGGCCCGAUCUACCACGAGCACUCAAAAGGGCACAAACUCUGCCCAUACUGCCUCCUCUGCAUGUACGUAUGCCAGCCCCCAACGCAGAUGGAGGACGAGACUCCCGUCUGCCUGAUGGCCUGCAAGGAGGUCAGCAGCAUGGGGAACGUCUGGUACAAGGAGCAGAGGAUGAGGCUUUCUUUCAGAGCUGCUGCUCAAAAUUUACUCUCUUGUGAACCAUAUUUUUGA